AUGCCCUCGGUCCCCACCCCCUCCAAAGCCGGCAUCGUCGAAACUCAAACGGGCGAUCGUCACAUUCCCUCCUCCACGCGCGCCGACGGUACAAAGCGCAAAGAAAUAAAAAUUCGUCCAGGCUACAAGCCCCCCGAGGAUGUCGAAGUAUACAAAAACCGUACAGCAGAAAACUUCAAGAAUCGUGCUAGUAGAGGUCCACCUGGUGCUGAGAGUUUAAAAGACGAAUCAACUACACCGGGGUCAGCAGCUAGCAACAAAAAUGCAAAGAGGAGAGAGGCAAGGAAGAAGGCUGCUGAGAAUGCAAAGGAUGGGAAUGGGGACCUGAAGGGAAGUCAAGCGGACAACUGGAGGGAAGGGAAGCAAAAUGUGGAUGGGGAAGAGGAAAAGAAAGAAGAGGUUGAUCUGGAAGCGGAGAGGGAGAAGAAAGCUAGAAAUUUGAAGAAGAAACUAAAGCAGGCCAAGGAAUUGAAGGAAAAAAGUCAACAAGAUGGUGCAAAAUUGUUACCAGAGCAAUUUGCCAAGGUUAUCAAGAUCAAUGAGUUGAUCAGGGAAUUGGAUCAGCUUGGGUUCGAUGCCGAUGGGGAGCCAAAAGCUAAGAACGAUGCGAAGGAUACCGCAACUACGGAAGAGGCAUUGCCAACAGAGGACGCGAAGGAGUGA
Botrytis sinoallii is the source of this 663-nucleotide messenger RNA. RefSeq lists its product as uncharacterized. The transcript has a single exon. The coding region runs from base 1 to 663 and encodes 220 amino acids. Gene Ontology annotation, molecular function: RNA binding. The record is from RefSeq and is a predicted model, not a curated record. NCBI's taxonomy places the organism in Eukaryota, Fungi, Ascomycota, Leotiomycetes, Helotiales, Sclerotiniaceae. Gene Ontology annotation, cellular component: exon-exon junction complex; cytoplasm. Gene Ontology annotation, biological process: exon-exon junction complex disassembly.